Messenger RNA from Lolium perenne, 1470 nucleotides. NCBI's taxonomy places the organism in Eukaryota, Viridiplantae, Streptophyta, Magnoliopsida, Poales, Poaceae. The record is from RefSeq and is a predicted model, not a curated record.
AUGCCCGGGAAUGCGGCCAAGCUGACCGCGCCGCCCUCCGCCCCUGCUCCCGCCACCACGCUCGCCGCGGCUGCCCUUGCGGCCCGCAGGUCCGACCAGGCCAUUCGUGGCCGGCUCUUGGUGAAGUGCCCCCUCCUCCCAGAGGCGGUCUUCCCUGCCCCGCCUCCUGCCGCCCCGGCUCCUCCCGUCGGCGCCACUUGUGGCCUGCUGCCGACGGCCCUGGCGUCCCUCCUCGCUGGUGCGGGCUCCAUGCCUCUGGCGGCUGCGUCAACGACCACCUCGCCCCCUCCGCGCACAUGCAGCGUCAACGAGCUCAUCCCCGAGGCCAUCCCGGUACAGAUGGUGCAAGCAGCUGAAAGUUCGUCCCAGCCCGUGCAUGCCGAGGCUCUGUCGUUGCAUCUGUGCUUGAGCACCGUCGUCGAGCUCGUCCCCGAUUUGCCAAUCCUAGAGCAGUUGACGCCUUCAGUGGAUGUGGUCAGUGUGCCGCUUCCUGCUGCUGUUGGCGCGAUAGCCUCCGCGGGGCGUGAGGAGGCACCCCAACCUCCGGAGGGCUGCUACCGUGUGCCUGAUUUGUUGUGGGUUGCUUCCUUGAGCUCAGACGAGGAGGACGAUGAGGUGCUUGCGCCGCGAACACCGUUGACCGCUGCUCCUGGCCUCGACUCCGACGUUCGUGUUUCCAGCAAGGUUGGCACGCCGCCUCCUAAUGGCAAUCUGCUGGCUGUCAUGUCCACUCCUGCUAUGGACGGAAAGGUAGAAGGUACUUCAAUGAAGACAUGCGAUGCAGCUGCCGCUUUUGGAGAUAAGGAACGCUGGGUGCAGGUGGGGCGGGGCGACCGCCCCGGCCCUUCGAUCGCGCUUGACUCCUCUGAGCAGAAGUCAUCGGUGGUUGAGGAAGAGCACCUCCACGGUUGUUUCUCUCCUCGUAGCCCAUCAUCGCUCCUUAAUGUUUUGGCUGCCUCUGAGCGCGAGGGCAUGGACAUGAUCGCGGCUCAGUCGCUUGACCUUGAGUUGACUGAUGUUGCCGACACACCUUCGGAGUCUUGCCAGUCGCCGCAGCCUAUUGUGUUGGCUGACUCUAAGUGUGAGGACAUAGACGAGUUCUUGGCUCCGGUGUUGCAAAUCACGGAAGAGCUACAUGUGUUGCAUGGGGACUCUCCUGUGGAGGUUCCGUCGGCGUUGUGCUCUUUUGAGACCUUGGAGGUGGCCAUGACACCGCAGUCGGAGCCUUGCCAGUCCCUCGACUCUUUGGGCCAUGGGGCAGUGUUGGUUCCUAGCUCAGAUGCUCGUUUUGCAAAGGAGCUUUGUGGUUUGCUCGCUAGUUUGGAGGCGGCUAGUCCUGGAUAUGGCAAGGAAUUUGCUUGUGUCUUGGCAGGUAAAGCCUCAGAAAGCAUGAUCAAGAAGGUGGAGAAGUCUCUUAAGAAGGUAUCUAUUAGAAGGAUAAGGAGGAGAGCUCUAACAAAGGAAGUUUGA